This is a messenger RNA of Peniophora sp. CBMAI 1063, 1176 nucleotides long. Lineage: Eukaryota; Fungi; Basidiomycota; Agaricomycetes; Russulales; Peniophoraceae. The record is from the annotation of a GenBank genome assembly.
AUGGCAAGAGAGAAGGAACGAGAACUAGGACGCAAGAACUCGACCGUGGCGAGCCCUCGCUCAGGACCGUACGACCGACCAGGACCGUCUAACAGUAGAUCCAACGGAUACAGCAACGGCAGUUCGACUUCAGGUCUUCCCCGCAGACCCAGCUUCGCAACUACUACAUCUUCCAUAGGUUCCGCCGACCUCCCUCCCUCAACACCGCUCUCGCCCCGAACGCCAAAGGCACCAGCUCAGCCCUUCGACAUGCUGAUGUCUUCCCUGUCCUCAGCACCGCCUUCACGCACGACGCCUCUCCCCCUGGACACCUCCCAACCGAUAGUCGACAUGCUUCCACCUUUACAGCAGACGAUCUCAUUGCUUUAUAACGGUAUACCGAUCACAUUCGACUUGACGAAGAUCGACCCCGACCCGGCGACGGUCGUGACUUUAUUACAGCAGACUAAGGCCGAGCGCGGGCUUUGGGCGAUCGUGGCGGGGUGGUAUAGACGACAUGGAUACCCGAUGAGCGCGUUGGGGGUGUUGCAGGCUUUAUUGGACGGCGUGGCGCAACAUUCUCUACCUGACCGCGAGCUUCGCCCCAUAUUCUUCAUGCUAGCGAACUGUCACAGGGAUCUAGCGCGUACAGAGGACAAACCCAAAGCACAAGAACACCGCGAACACAUGCGUCGCUGGCUCCAGCGUGCGCUCGAAUCUGAUCGCACCAGCACCAACGGCGACUCAGCAUCUUUCGCGGUUCCGUACGACUCCUUCAACUCGACCUCCAAAAGCGGCAACUUGAUCGCUAGCGACAGUAACUGGAGUGUCAAGGCGGAGUACGGGAGCUACAAGCAAGGGUCCGAUAAAGGACCGAGUCCGGCCACUCUGGAGAUCAAACGCGAACGGGAGACCGAGCGUGACGAGCACGAGCGCGACCUCAAGCGACUGCACGAGGCCGAGUCCGAAGUCGACACUCUGCGCCUUAAACUCCGCGAGGCCGAACGACGACGCGACGUGGAGAUGCGCCGGGCGCAGGAGGAAGAGGAGCGCGCCGACCGCGAGAGGAGGAUGCGGUUGGACGAUCGAGAGGACGCGGAGAGGCUGUUUAGUGCGCUUUCGGGCAUUGCGAAUAAGGCUGCGAAUGGAGGCGAUCUGGCGGCGCUUGCGACGGGCGUUGUGAAGCUCGUGCGGUAA